Molecule: messenger RNA, 828 nt
Organism: Pseudozyma hubeiensis SY62
Lineage: Eukaryota; Fungi; Basidiomycota; Ustilaginomycetes; Ustilaginales; Ustilaginaceae
Product: transcription initiation factor
Exons: 2
Coding region: 1-828 (275 amino acids)
Biological process (GO): RNA polymerase II preinitiation complex assembly; DNA-templated transcription initiation
Cellular component (GO): transcription factor TFIID complex; SAGA complex
Molecular function (GO): protein heterodimerization activity; RNA polymerase II general transcription initiation factor activity; transcription coactivator activity
Source: RefSeq, a predicted model, not a curated record
AUGGUGACGUAUGACCCGGCAGCCUCGUCCUCUUCCUCCGCAUCGUAUUCCGACACCGGUCUUCGCGGUCCCGUUCCACGCGAUGCGCGUCUCAUCGCGCUCAUCCUCUCCUCCAUGGGCGUAUCCGAUGUCGAACCGUCGGUCCUCCUGCAACUUCUCGAGUUCGCCCAUCGCUAUACCUACGAUGUGCUGUCCGAUGCUCUCGUCUACUCUGAUCAUGCGAACUCACGUCAAGCUGGUACCAACUUGUCGCUAGAAGACGUUCAAUUGGCGAUUCAAAGUAGGGUCAAUUACAGCUUUACCAAGCCUCCGGAGAAAGACAUGCUGUUGGCAUUGGCAAGCACAGUCAACUCGAUCCCCCUCCCCCCCAUUUCGGAUCGUCACGGUGUAAGACUUCCUCCACCACAACACUGUCUCACCAACGUCAACUUUGAAAUCGUCCCCAACCCCAUUCCUGAAGGUUUCGACGAUUUCGAAGCCGAACACCUACCACAAAACUCAACAUCAACAGCAAAAGUAGCAGCAGCAGCAGCGGGGGGAAACAGUGCCAGUCAAUCAACGAUCAACGACACCCAGGGAUCAAGUUUGUUCGAUACUAAUCCGAGAAGAGCUGCUGUUGAUGAGGAUGAUUAUGACGAUGACGAUGGGGAGGAUGUGGAAGAUGAGGCGGCGGAUGAUGUUAGUAUGACCACGAUUCAUCCUAGUCAGUCUCAAGGGGUUGGGGAAGCGAAGGAGGCGACGAGUCAGGGAGCAGAUGCGGAUGGUGCGGAUAAGGAUGAGUCAAGAGGUGUAAAGAGGAGUCUCGAUGAGGACGAGGAGUAUGAUUGA